Selaginella moellendorffii is the source of this 935-nucleotide messenger RNA. RefSeq lists its product as uncharacterized. Gene Ontology annotation, cellular component: plasma membrane. The record is from RefSeq and is a predicted model, not a curated record. The transcript has 2 exons. Bases 31 to 828 code for a protein of 265 amino acids. NCBI's taxonomy places the organism in Eukaryota, Viridiplantae, Streptophyta, Lycopodiopsida, Selaginellales, Selaginellaceae.
GGAAGGCAGUGCUCAGAGUAAGCGAUAGCGAUGGCGAGUAAGGAUGCGAUUCAUCCAGCAGCAGCAACAUCACCAAGACCAGGUGAUUCUUACGUUCCAGGGGACUCCACCGCUGCUUUGCCAGGCACCGGGAGCUACUUCAGGCGUUUCCAGAUGAGAACGAUCACUGGAAACAUCUCCGAGGAUCACCUGGACAAAGUUACGAUCAACCUGGCUGUGUAUGGAGCUGGCUUGGUACUCGUUGGCCUGGUGGCUAUCGUCUUCCCCCUGAGCUUCACGCUGGCUAUCGGCAAGUUGAUCUCUUGGCUGCUCGUGUUUGGCGGUGCUAUGGCUCUCAUCCAGUUCUUCUUCAUGUGUGGAGCACCUGGGACUAGCUCUUUCUUGUUGCUGGGAGCUCUCUAUAUGAUCGUCGGGCUACUGAUGGUCAUCCAUCCUCUACGCAGCGGCACCUUGCUCAUCGUCGUCAUGGCUAUGUGGUUUCUUCUUCAUGGGGUGUUCAAGGCUGUGAUGGCCUCCCAGGUCCGGAACUUCGCGACUUGGCCGACUUUGAUGGGAAGUGGUGUUAUAUCCGUGGUACUAGCAUUUUUAGUGCUACUCCUGGCACCGCGCUUGGGCCUGGUAACGCUUGCUGUCGUAUUUGGUAUGGAUUUGCUUCUAUCAGGGGUUUCAAUGCUGCUCCUCUCGUGCGUAGCUUUCUUCGGUACGUUCUUAUUAAAAUUCUGGUGGAUUUUCUACUCGACGCUGAUAACUUUCUUGCUCUUUCGAUGUCAGGCAAGAGGUCCAUUAGUGUUCCUCCGGCCUCUGCCGUGGGUGCCAGGGAGCCAUUAAUGUCCGGCAUGAGCCAUGCAGCGGCGUCGGCUUAAAAAGAUAUACCAGUCCAGUCUGUGAAAUCGAGUCGUUUUCUUGAAUGUAAUUGCUUGGAAAUAUAUGUUGUA